GGGCGGGCCGGGGACGGCGCGGGGGCCGGCCGGGGCGGGCCGGGGGCCGCCAUUGGCUGCCGCCCGUGAGGCGAUGUGGGACCAGCCGGCGCGGCCCCGGCGCUGGGAUCGGCAGCGGCGAUGGCGGCGGACGCCGUGGCGGUUCGGCGGCGCGGCGGCCCUCGGCGCUCGGCGGCGGCCACGGAGCUGCCGGCCUGGCGGCUGCGCUGCGAGGGUGGGCGGCAGCUCUGGCGCUACCUGGGCGAUGGCGAAGGCGAUGUCGGGGAGCGGCGAGCGCAGACAGCGCUGGAGCAGCACAGCCUCGGGCUGGACACGGGCGCGACGCUGCAGGCGCUGCCGGCCGCCGGCUCGGCCCGGGAGGCGGCCCGCAACGGGAUGCGGUUCUACGCAGCGCUGCAGGCCGAGGAUGGGCACUGGGCGGGCGAUUACGGCGGGCCGCUGUUCCUGCUGCCAGGUCUCCUCAUCACCUGCCACACGGCCCAAAUCCAGCUGCCCGAGGGGUUCCGGAAGGAGAUGGUGCGCUACCUGCGCUCUGUGCAGCUCCCAGAUGGAGGCUGGGGCUUACAUGUGGAAGAUAAAUCAACAGUGUUUGGCACAGCCCUCAACUACGUAGCGUUGAGGAUCCUGGGGGUUGGACCAGAUGACCCUGACAUUGUGCGGGCCCGUGUCAACCUGCACAGCAAAGGAGGUGCUGUGGGAAUCCCUUCCUGGGGCAAGUUUUGGCUGGCUGUCUUGAACGUUUACAGCUGGGAGGGAAUGAACACGCUUCUCCCAGAGAUGUGGCUGCUUCCCACAUGGUUUCCAGCGCACCCGUCACGGCUCUGGUGUCACUGCCGCCAGGUUUACCUUCCCAUGAGCUACUGCUAUGCUAAGCGUUUGUCAGCACAAGAGGACGAGCUCAUACGGAGCUUGCGGCAGGAGCUCUAUGUGCAAGACUACGCCAGCAUAGACUGGCCAGCCCAGAGGAACAACGUGGCUGCCUGUGACGUGUACACCCCACACAGCUGGCUGCUGGGUGCUGCCUAUGCCAUCAUGAAUGUGUAUGAAGCUCACCACAGCAGUCACCUGCGGCAGCGAGCCAUCACAGAGCUGUACGACCACAUCAAGGCUGAUGACAGAUUCACCAAGUGCAUCAGCAUCGGCCCGAUCUCCAAGACAAUCAACAUGCUGGUUCGCUGGUUUGUGGAAGGGAAGGACUCCCCAGCUUUUCAGGAGCAUGUUUCCAGGAUCCCUGACUAUCUCUGGCUGGGCCUCGACGGCAUGAAGAUGCAGGGCACAAACGGAUCCCAGCUCUGGGACACCGCUUUUGCCAUCCAAGCCUUCCUGGAGGCAGAAGCCCAGGAGAUGCCUGAAUUCACCUCCUGCCUCCAGAACGCCCAUGGGUUCCUCCGGUUCUCCCAGAUCCCAGAGAACCCACCUGACUACCAGAAAUAUUACCGCCAUAUGAACAAGGGUGGCUUCCCCUUCAGCACGCGGGACUGUGGCUGGAUCGUGGCAGAUUGCACAGCAGAGGGGCUGAAGGCAGUAAUGCUGCUGCAGGAGAAGUGUCCCUUCAUAACCAAGCUUGUGCCUGCUGAGCGCCUCUUUGAUGCUGUGAAUGUGUUGCUGAGCAUGAGGAACCCGGAUGGAGGCUUUGCCACUUAUGAAACCAAGCGAGGAGGCCACUUACUGGAGCUGCUGAACCCCUCAGAGGUGUUUGGUGACAUCAUGAUUGACUACACAUACGUGGAGUGCACAUCAGCUGUCAUGCAGGCACUUAGACACUUCCAGAGCCAGUUCCCUGAGCACCGAGCCAUGGAGAUCAGGGAGACUCUGCAGAAGGGCCUGGAUUUCUGUCGCAAGAAGCAGCGAGCGGAUGGGUCCUGGGAGGGGAGCUGGGGGGUUUGUUUCACCUAUGGCACCUGGUUUGGUCUGGAGGCAUUUGCCAGCAUGCAGCACACAUACCACGACGGGACUGUCUGCCAAGAGGUGGCCCAGGCCUGCCAGUUCCUCAUCUCCAAGCAGAUGGCAGAUGGCGGGUGGGGAGAGGAUUUCGAGUCCUGCGAGCAGCGCACAUACGUGCAGAGUGCUGAGUCACAGAUCCACAACACCUGUUGGGCCCUGCUGGGGCUCAUGGCUGUCAGGUACCCUGACAUCAGUGUGCUGGAAAGGGGCAUUAAAGUGUUGAUGGAUAAGCAGCUGCCCAACGGGGACUGGCCUCAGGAGAACAUUGCUGGGGUCUUCAACAAGUCGUGUGCCAUCAGUUACACCGCGUACCGCAACAUCUUCCCCAUCUGGACGCUGGGGCGGUUCUGCCGGCUGCACCCCAACAGCCCUCUGGCUGGGCAGCUGCCAGCCAGAGCCAGACCCUCGGCCGGGGCAGGGCAGGAGGAGCAGGGAGCCCUGUCUGCUUGAACCUGGGAUGCUGGGGAUGCCAUGGCCCUGGACUUGUCUUGGAUCCCAGUGUCUGCAUGGGGCCGUGGCGGUGUGUGUUGCGUGGGAUAUCUCCAUGCUGACCUUAGCAUGUGGACUGCUGCCUCUGCCAGGGAG
Messenger RNA from Motacilla alba alba, 2529 nucleotides. RefSeq names its product lanosterol synthase (gene LSS). Gene Ontology annotation, biological process: cholesterol biosynthetic process; triterpenoid biosynthetic process. Gene Ontology annotation, molecular function: lanosterol synthase activity. The record is from RefSeq and is a predicted model, not a curated record. Gene Ontology annotation, cellular component: lipid droplet. The transcript has 22 exons. Lineage: Eukaryota; Metazoa; Chordata; Aves; Passeriformes; Motacillidae. The coding region runs from base 121 to 2394 and encodes 757 amino acids.